This is a messenger RNA of Eruca vesicaria subsp. sativa (arugula), 1567 nucleotides long. NCBI's taxonomy places the organism in Eukaryota, Viridiplantae, Streptophyta, Magnoliopsida, Brassicales, Brassicaceae. The record is from the annotation of a GenBank genome assembly.
UCACCACAUUUUCUAGGGUUUUUGCAUCUUCUUCCAUGGCGACGCAUUCCAUUUCUCGCUCCAUCCUCUGCCGUCCGGCGAAAUCACUCUCCUCUCUCUUCACUCGUUCCUUCGCCUCAUCAUCUGCUCCUCUCGCCAAAACUCCGGCGACUUCUCUCCUUACCCGGUCCCGUCCCCUCGUCGCCGCCUUAUCCUCCGCCUUCCGCGGUGGAUUUGUGUCCGUCAAAGGUCUUUCCUCGCAGGCUACGUCGUCUUCUCUGAACGAUCCGAACCCGAACUGGUCGAAUAGGCCACCGAAGGAGACGAUUUUGCUCGAUGGUUGCGAUUUCGAGCAUUGGCUUGUGGUUGUGGAUCCGCCUGAGGGAGAUCCCACGAGAGAUGAGAUUAUUGAUAGUUAUAUCAAAACCCUAGCUCAGAUUGUUGGCAGUGAAGAAGAAGCGAGGAUGAAGAUCUACUCUGUUUCGACUAGGUGUUACUUUGCUUUUGGAGCUCUCGUGUCUGAAGAUCUCUCUCACAAGCUUAAAGAGUUGCCGAAGGUGCGUUGGGUUCUUCCUGAUUCUUACCUUGAUGUGAGGAACAAAGACUAUGGAGGAGAACCUUUCAUUGAUGGGAAAGCUGUUCCUUAUGAUCCAAAGUACCACGAGGAAUGGAUAAGGAACAACGCAAGAGCUAAUGAAAGAAACAGGCGCAAUGACCGUCCAAAAAAAUUUGAUGGAAGCAGAAACUUUGAGAGGAGAAGAGAGAACAUGGCAGGAGGCUCUCCUCCCCAACGUCCUCCUAUGGGAGGCUCUGCACCUCCUCCACCUCCCAUGGGGCAGAAUUACGGUGGACCACCACCACCACCAAACAUGGGAGGACAAAGGCCUCCACCUAACUAUGGAGGACCACCACCGCCACAUAACAACAUGGGAGGACAGAGACCUCCAGCAAACUACGGAGGAGUACCACCACCACCUCACUAUGGCGGACCACCACCACCAAAUUACGGAGGAGUGCCACCGCAAAACAGCAUGGGAGGAGCACCACCACCAAACUAUGGAGGAGCGCCUCCACCUCCACCACCGAACUAUGGAGGAGCACCACCAGCGCAGAACAACAUGGGAGGAGGUCCACCAAAUGCAGGAUGGUCAGGUAACAACUACCAGCAGCAGCAGCCACAGUACCAGAACAACUACCCACCUAACCGGGAUGGCAGCGGGAACCCGUACCAGGGUUAAAAGUAUCUGAAGCAGUGGUGGGUUUUCUUUGAAUCAUGCUUUCUGGACGAUGUAUAGAUAAUCUGAGGAAGUGAGUGAGAGUGAAAUAACAAGACUUAAAAACUCCUAUCGUCUUCAGUGUUUUAUCAGUCUGGUAUCCUUGAGUAACAAUGCGUGGUUAUAACUUGAUUACUCUUGCGUUUUGUUAUUUUAGUUCCAUGUCCUAAACCCAUCUUGAGAGUAUCUGUUUCUAAAAUAAAAGCAGGAAUGUAGUGCAUCUUUCAUACUUGUGUCUUUGUUUGGCUCUUUUUGGGUCGAGUUAGUCUUAAGUUACAGUUUACCAAACAUGUAUAAGCUAAUAUGGAUGCUCA